Sinocyclocheilus grahami is the source of this 1785-nucleotide messenger RNA. RefSeq names its product interleukin-13 receptor subunit alpha-1-like. The transcript is spliced from 10 exons. Gene Ontology annotation, biological process: cytokine-mediated signaling pathway. The coding region runs from base 258 to 1523 and encodes 421 amino acids. The record is from RefSeq and is a predicted model, not a curated record. Gene Ontology annotation, cellular component: external side of plasma membrane. Gene Ontology annotation, molecular function: cytokine receptor activity; protein binding. Lineage: Eukaryota; Metazoa; Chordata; Actinopteri; Cypriniformes; Cyprinidae.
AUGUGAGUGCGCACACUCCACCCACUGCAGUCUGACAGAGAGUCCAACAGGCUCCAGUCGCACUUUUGCUUUGAGCGCGAGGCUGACAGACGCGUCGAGUGUCCAUUUAACUCUUGCCUUAUUACGUCCAGCACGACUACGACCACUUAAAAAGAAAAGGUAAAAUAUCGCGUUUUGAGAAUAUCAACAGAGGAUUAAGGGACUUCACUUUGGAUUUUAUUACGCGGAAUAUCCAUCCGAUAAAACCUUUGAAGAGGAUGUUUCGAGUUUGGGAUAUCUCCCUAAUGAUAUGCUUCUCUGUCUCACUCAUGUUCGUCGGGGUUGAAGGCAUAUCAGAGCUCCCUCCACCAAGGAACCUGACUUUCAAAUGGGAGACACCUUUCACUCUUAAUUUAACAUGGGAAAAGCCAAAGGAUCUUGACCCUGAUUGCAAAGUCAACUACACGGUGGACGUGCGCCACUCUCAGGACUGUCCUGUAAAAGCCAAACCAGACAUGCAAAGAGACAAAAAUAGCCAAAUCAGGAGAGUCCAAAACACGACCUGCAAAUUGAAUAUCUCCAAUGAGAAUGGACUGUGCAUCAGUGUUACAGUGAACCCUGAAAACUGUGAAAACAAAGACCAUAGUCCAUCUUUGGACAUUAGCAUCCCUCCACCUACAGUGAUGCUGGUGAAAAACAGGAGCUAUGAGUAUUCCCAUAACAGGUUGAAGUGCACUUGGAGUCCUAUUGACGUAGUCCAAGACCUUGGUUUUUAUUACUGGUCACCUCAGAAAGAUACGGUCAUAAAGUGCAAUGAUAUGAAGAUUGGAGAAUGCGUCAUACACGAUACACUUCUCAAGGACAUAACGACAAGCAUGUUCUACCUGUUCAAUGGCACUUAUCAGGGUAAACCUGUAAACAACACUUUCAUGGAUGAACGGCCAGCACAAUACGUGAAACUAAACAAACCUCAACUUACGAUCCAGAGAGAUGGGCAGAAUCUCCAUUUUCAAACAAACAUAUCAGAUUUAGAUGAGUUUGGACCUCAGUGCUACAAAUACAACUACACAUACAGCAUGUGCGAUAAGAUUGCGCCAGGAAAGGUCAUAGAAGAUAGCAAGUAUGAAGUGGACUAUGACUCAGACUGCAUGUACAGAGCCAGAGUCCAGAUCAUCUUCUCAGACAAAUGUGGUGCAGGGAAGAGUGACCUGAGUGACGAGGUGGAAUACGGUGAGAACAGAGAUCCGAAUUUGCCUGCAUUGCUGGCUGUCAUUAUUAUCCCGCUCAUAGUUUCCUGUUGCCUGAUAGUGUCUCUUGUGCUGCUCAGAAGGCAUAAAGACAUCAUAUUCCCAAAAAUCCCAGAGCCAACGCUUAUCUUUAAGGACAUGCUCAUCAACAACAUUAGAAUACCAGAGAAUCCACGGAGUCCUACAGAUGGCAGACUGUAUGUCCCUAUUGAAGAAAUCGUAGAAAGCAAGAUAAGUCUUGAACCUGAGAUACCACUUGUACCAAUCACAACAAAUGCGAGGCACAAGCAGGUAUAAAAAUUUCUGAUGACUGAAAAUCUCCAGUACAUCAGGAAGUUUCUCAGGGUGAACUUAAAACUUACACUGACGGGGAAAUGUCUAUGCAAGGAUGAGGAUUAAACUCCUGUUGUCUGUUUAAUCUGUUGAUGAAUAAUGAACUCGGGCUCCACCUACAUUUUUUGAAUGGACUUCAACCUCACAUAUUACAGUUGCCAGUAAAUUGCUCUUCUUGGCACGACAGUGGCUUGUUUUCAUUGAAUGUAUUGUGAAGAUAAGAAAA